AUGGCCACCCUCGACUCCCUCAAGCUAGCCUUGAAGCAAAGUAGCCGUGAAGGAGCCCCUACUCAGAGACUGCGGUUAUCGGACAAGCAGUACCGCGAUGGCUUCAACAUCAUUGCAAAAGGUCGGGAGUCCAUGAUGUACAAAGACUUCAUCAUCCCUCAGCUUUGUCAUCUGCUUCCCUCACUCUUUCAUUUACGUGCCAACGUUUCAGUAUUGGAGAUUGGACCGGGUCCAGAGAGCGUACUCUUCAAUCUGCCUGAGUAUCUCAGACAGCGAAUCACGAAAUACACCGCGUUUGAGCCCAACAAAUUGUUCGCCAAAAAGCUUGAAGCACGGCUCGGUUCUUCUACGGGAACCGGAUCCUCGUUGCCAGGUUUGGAUAGCCCGGCCAUCGUACACCAAGAUUCAUUCGACUCAUACAGUCCCCAUGCAAGUGAUACAGGUCCCGAUGGGUACGAGAGCAAUGAGAAAUUCGACCUCAUCCUCUUCUGUCACAGCCUGUACGGCAUCAAUCCCAAGAGAAGUGUUAUUGAUAAAGCAUUGGGGUUUCUUGCUGAAAAACCUGCGAGCGGCAUGGUUGUGGUGUUUCACCGUGAAGGAUCCCUGCGACUUGACGGAUUGGCAUCCCAUAAAACGGCUUCUUACCCAGUCGGGACCGUUUGCGUGCCAGAUGACAACAGGUCGUUGGACCGAUUUGCAGCCUUUGUUGCAGGCUUUACCUUGCCGAACGAUGAGGCCAUUCGAACUGAUUGGCGAAAGACAUGCCGUGACUUAGGGCAUCGUGACCUAUCCCACCCAGGCCAGCUCGUGUUUAGCUCGCCGGAUAUGAUGGUCGCUUUUCAAAAGUCCGCCACCGCAUUGCUCGAGCUCGACCAAGAUGUGCUAGUUAUUUUUGGGAAUUUACAUGUCAAAAACCGAGAGGCUUGUUUUCAUCAUCCAGCCUGCAUCGCUCAACCAACAGAUCUUGAUCAAAUUCAGAAGUGCGUCCUAUGGGCUUUGAAGCACAAGAUCGAGCUGACCGUCAUCGGUGGGGGCCACAGCGGUCAUUGCUUAUGGCCCAAUGUCGUUGCAAUUGACAUGUCAGACUUUCGGUCCAUAUCCUUUGAGACUAACAGUGAAGACAAUUCCGACAUGGCUUCUUCUGAGGGUGACUUUACUCCUGAACCAUUGCUCGUUGUUUCAGCCGGCUGCACCACGGGUGAUAUAAUCCACAGGGCCAUGGAUAGGGGCCUGACAGUACCGCUGGGGUCUCGGCCCAGCGUUGGCGCGGGCUUAUGGCUGCAGGGAGGUAUUGGACAUCUAGCGCGGCUUCAUGGUCUUUCAUGCGACUCUAUAAUUGGUGCCAUUGUUAUUGACGUCAAUUCUGGUAAGAUCUUGUGCCUAGGCUUCGUCUCGGGUGCUCAUUGGCCCCCCGAGUGCGUAUUUCCAGAAAACUCAGUCGAAUUAUUAUGGGCGCUUAAGGGGGCCGGUCCAAGUGUUGGAAUUGUUUACAAAGUUGUUUUCAAGACCUACCAAGCCCGCACUUACUCAGUUCAAGACUGGGUUGUCCCUCUGUCUGAUCCUGUUGAAGUCAGUGUCAAGCUGAAUGAAAUUGGACUUGUUGCAGAAAAAUUACCUCGCAACUGCUCCAUAGACGCAUAUCUGUACUGGGAUCUUGAUCGGCUGAAUAUUGGUGUAACAAAAUUUGAAUCUCAUCCUGUUGAAGUCCCCUCGACUACACUGAUGUCCAGCCUGCUGGAUCUUGAUCCAAUUUUGGGGCAGGGAACUGAAAUCAAAACCAUGGAUGGUGUCAAGUUGUUUGACGCUGAGUUUCACAUGGCACAUAUGCAUGGAGGUCAUGUUUUUGGCAAGACCUCUUCUUUCAAGAGGUGUUUGUUCCUGAAGGAUCUCGGGGAAACUGAUGUUAGCUCCAUUUUGACAUCCGCUUUGAAGAAUCGCCCAACAGAACUCUGCUAUUUCCACCUGCUGCAGGGAGGUGGUGCUGUUCGUGACCAUGCACCAAGAGAAACUGCUUUCGGUUGUCGAGACUGGGAUUUUGCUUGCGUGAUCACUGGGGUCUGGCAUCGAAAAGACGACAGUACACCGGUUGCUCGAAGGGUCGUCGAUUGGGUGUACAGGGUGGCCGAAGAUCUACUGCAACUGGGCUGUGGAGUAUACCAUGCAGAUCUCGGACCAGAUCCUCGCGAUGCCGUGCUGGUAGCCAACGCUUUUGGACCAAAUCUAGAACGCCUAGCCGGGGUCAGGAACAGGGCAGAUCCACAUGAUAUCCUAGCAUACACUUUUCCAAUCUCUAAGUGGAAAAACCAGAAGGGACAUAAGCUCGUGUUUCUCAUUUCAGGCAAAAGCUGCGCUGGUAAGGACUAUUGUGCCGCUAUCUGGGCUUCUACCUUGCGCGUGCGCAAGCAAAUGUCUUUUGAAACCCGCGUUGUGAGCAUAAGUACUGCAAUCAAGAUGGCCUAUGCGGUCGCUACUGGUGCAGACAUCACUCGGUUGCUCAAUGACCGUGCCUACAAAGAGCAGCAUCGGCCAGCGCUAUCUUCAUUCUUCAACAGCCAGCUGUUGCAGCAACCUCGAUUGCUGGAGGAGCAAUUCGUUAAUCUUGUCAAUGAAAACCUUGAUGUCGACGUGCUUUUCAUCACUGGAAUCCGAGACAAGGCACCAGUCGCAAAUCUCUCACAUCUAGUUCCUGACAGAAAACUGUUUGAAAUUCGUGUUCAGGCCAGCGACACCGCACGACAAACUCGAAAGGGCAUCGAUAACAGUGAAUUUGCUCACGACUAUGAGAGCUCAAGCCAUACUGACUCAGGCUGGCGCCCAAAUCUAGUCUUCAACAAUGAGACGACGGGAAGCGAGGCAGCUGAACAAUUUGCAAUCCAGCGUCUCUCUCCUCUCCUCCAUGGGGAUACUCAGCGUCUAGCUAAUAUGGUGCGGGUAGUGCCCGACUUUCCCAGUCCAGGAAUCAACUUUCGACAUGUGCUCGGCAUAGCUCAACAAUAUGGGGGACUAGUCCUCUGUACGUCUUUGUUGGAAUCUUGUAUUGACGAUUGGGAACAAAUCGAUAUCAUGGUAUCCUGUGAGGCAGGCGGCUUUGUCUUUGCUUCACCCUUGGCCUUGCGAGUCAAAAAGCCAUUGGCUUUGAUUCGGGCUGGUGGCAAAGUACCACCACCGACAUACUCCGUCUCCAAAACGGCUUCCCACAUCUCAGAUCCUCUUCACUCAAAGGAAACCAUUAUUGAGCUUGAAAGAAACGCGAUUCCCAAGAGGGCUUCGGUAGUACUGGUUGAUGAUGUCUUGGCCUCGGGGAGGACCAUGUGUGCGAUGCUGCGGCUCUUGGAGAAAGCUCAUGUCCGCAUGAGAGAUGUCAGCGUUUUGGUGGUGGCAGAGUUUCCUAUCCAUGCUGGCCGAAGAUAUUUGCAUCAGUGUGGGUUUGGGAUGGUCUGUAUCCGAAGCCUUUUGGUUUUUGAUGGUGCGUAG
Molecule: messenger RNA, 3474 nt
Organism: Penicillium salamii
Lineage: Eukaryota; Fungi; Ascomycota; Eurotiomycetes; Eurotiales; Aspergillaceae
Source: the annotation of a GenBank genome assembly